CGGGGAGCGGAGCGGCAGUGCUGGAGCUGCUGAAGGACAUGGCCACACUCACACGGCAAGACCUCAAUUUUGGACAGGUUGUUGCAGAUGUGCUGUGUGAAUUUCUGGAAGUUGCUGUUCACAUGAUCCUCUACGUCAGGGAGGUUUAUCCAAUCGGAAUCUUCCAGAAGAGGAAGAAGUACAAUGUACCUGUGCAUAUGUCAUGUCACCCAGAGCUGAACCAGUACAUCCAGGACACGCUUCACUGCAUCAAACCUCUGAUUGAGAAGAACGAGGUGGACCGUGUGGUUGUGAUGAUCCUGGAUAAAGAGCAUCAUCCAGUGGAACGCUUUGUGUUCGAGAUCUCUCAGCCUCCGCUGCUUUCUGUCAGCUCUGACUCUCUGCUCUCCCACGUCGAGCAAUUACUACGAGCAUCGAUCCUGAAAAUCAGUGUCUGUGACGCAAUCCUCGAGAGUAACCCACCAGGUUGCACCUUCACGGUAUUGGUUCACACGAGAGAUGCUGCCACGCGGAACAUGGAGAAAAUUCAGGUGAUAAAGGAUUUCCCCUGGAUUCACGCUGAUGAGCAGGAAGUCAACAUGCGAGAACCACGUCUCAUCCCAUUGAAGACGAUGACCUCAGAUAUUUUGAAGAUGCAAUUGUACGUAGAGGAGAGGGCUCAGAAAGCACCCUGAGUUUGGUCAGAAACAAACAGGACCCUGUGUGGAGAGAAGCGUCACAGACACUGCUUUUCCUGAAAUGAGAACCUUUAGAGCCAAUUAUCAUAUAUGAGGAGCUUCAUCUUGUGGGCAGAUCAGUGAUCGCAGCAAAGUAGCCCAGUCUAUUGACUGCCUUCAACAACAAGUUUGCAUUUUUGAAGACAGUGUCCAGAAUGGAACAUUUAGGAGUUGUGUUUAAACCUGUUUGGCACAAAAUCAUUGUGUUUUAGCUGAAACGAUGUAUCCUGUGUUUUACAUUGAUUGAGGAGGUGGUAAUGUGUAUAAAUGUGGGUUAAAGUAUGUAAUAAAGUUAGUUAUCUCCUCCAUUGUUAAGUUUUGCUCCUCAUGAUGUGCUCAAUAGAUGGGCAAUGGGUAAAAGCUGUGACUUUUUUAGUGUUCAUUGGUGUUAUUUAACUGAUCUUUUAAUGUAUUGUACUAAAUGGCCAGAAGUUGGCAGCACGCACUAACCUCUGCUUCAGAUCAACUUUCACCAUUUCAUUAAAAGUUUACACAAAGUGAGGUGGCUGGGUUUGAGACUGAAUAAAAAUUACAUCAGUACGAAAAA
Callorhinchus milii (elephant shark) is the source of this 1263-nucleotide messenger RNA. RefSeq names its product mitotic arrest deficient 2 like 2 (gene mad2l2). Gene Ontology annotation, cellular component: zeta DNA polymerase complex. The record is from RefSeq and is a predicted model, not a curated record. Bases 39 to 674 code for a protein of 211 amino acids. Lineage: Eukaryota; Metazoa; Chordata; Chondrichthyes; Chimaeriformes; Callorhinchidae. The transcript has 9 exons.